Molecule: messenger RNA, 2989 nt
Organism: Lampris incognitus (smalleye Pacific opah)
Lineage: Eukaryota; Metazoa; Chordata; Actinopteri; Lampriformes; Lampridae
Gene: tcf7l1b
Product: transcription factor 7 like 1b
Exons: 12
Coding region: 839-2566 (575 amino acids)
Biological process (GO): canonical Wnt signaling pathway; regulation of transcription by RNA polymerase II; generation of neurons
Cellular component (GO): beta-catenin-TCF complex
Molecular function (GO): RNA polymerase II cis-regulatory region sequence-specific DNA binding; DNA-binding transcription factor activity, RNA polymerase II-specific
Source: RefSeq, a predicted model, not a curated record
AGGGAAAGAGCGACUUCGUCUUGCUAAAAAAGGGAAAAAAAAGAAAAGAAAAGAAAAAAAGGAAUCAAUCAUUUUGCAACGCUUAUUAACCCAAUCCAUCGGUUUAUUUGCAUAUCGGGUUAGCGCAACAUAGAACGUUAGGUUAACUUAAAGGAGGAGGACGCAAACGAGAACAAAACCAAACAAACGCACAGCCAACUCAGAACUUUAAAAGCUAUUCCGUAUAAUAGGCUGGCUGGCUGGCGCGUUGCACAAACCGCGUCUCAACUUUUUCCCCCCCUUUGGUCGGAAGCUUCCCCCCCUUUUUUUUUUGGGUCACACAUGGAUAUAAGGAGGUAAAAUCUGGACGUCGUUUUUUUUUUUUUUGGUUUGUUUGUUGCGUAGCUAAACCGCCGUUGUGACUUGAGUCGAGCGGCUCCCUUGUGGGUGUGAAGAGGAGCGAGCCGCGUUCUAGAACCCCGCGCGCAGAGCCGAGGCUACAAGUAGUCGCUCGGCUGCCAAGACGACAAACUUUGGCGAGUCUGCAGCAUCAACUUCGCCGACGCCACAUCUCGCACGACCCGCGGUGGAUUAACGGACGGUUUAACCAUGGAGAGACGGGAGAACAUGCAGCCGACACAACCGGAGAUUUAAAACCAAACAAAACCCCCGAACAAAAGAAAAACAACGAAAAUGCGCCAUUAUUUUCUGGUUUAGUCUUGAGGCGUUAGUGGCUAGUUUGGACUAAUUUCUUCGACUGGUCCGUACUCAGUAGUUUAGCCGAGUGUCUCUUUUCUUCUCUUUUUUUUUUUUGGUCCCGAGCGCGAGCUAGCCUUCUUUCAGCGAAGAAGAAGAAAAAAUGCCACAACUAAAUGGAGGCGGAGGAGACGAUCUGGGGGCGAACGAUGAAAUGAUCUCGUUCAAAGACGAAGGGGAGCAAGAGGAGAAGAUAUCCGAGAACGUUUCCGCGGAGAGAGAUUUGGACGACGUGAAGUCCUCGUUAGUGAACGAGUCCGAAAACAACAGCAGCUCGUCGGACUCGGAGCAAGCGGAGAGGCGCCCCCAAACGAGACCCGACUCGGAAAGUUACGAGAAAACAAGAGAUUACUUCAGUGAAGCAUUAAGAAGGCAGCAAGAUGGUGGCUUUUUCAAAAGUCCCCAUUAUCCUGGCUACCCAUUUCUUAUGAUCCCAGAUCUCACCAACCCCUAUCUAUCGAAUGGCUCGCUGCCUCCUGGCGCAAGAUCGUACCUGCACAUGAAAUGGCCUCUACUGGAUGUCCCAGGAUCUGCAGGACUCAAAGACUCCCGCUCCCCAACCCCAGGGCAUUUAUCCAACAAGGUCCCGGUGGUGCAGCAUGCCCACCAUGUCCACCCACUGACCCCUCUCAUCACCUACAGCAAUGAACACUUCUCCCCUGGCACACCGCCUGCACACCUCUCCCCAGAAAUCCUAGACCCAAAGACAGGUAUUCCUCGGACGCCUCACCCAUCGGAGCUUUCUCCAUACUACCCCCUCUCUCCUGGUGCGGUGGGUCAGAUCGCACAUCCUCUGGGGUGGCUGGUGCCACAGCAGGGCCAGCCCAUGUACUCCAUCCCUCCAGGGGGAUUCCGUCACCCCUAUCCAGCGCUAGCAAUGAAUGCAUCUAUGUCCAGCUUGGUGUCCAGCCGCUUCUCCCCUCACAUGGUGACUCAUCCUCCACACGGCCUCCACCAGACUGGCAUUCCCCAUCCUGCCAUCGUCUCCCCGGCCAUAAAACAGGAGCCCAAUAGUGACAUCAGUCCCUCAAUGCAUGCCAGGAAAUCCCCUGGACCGCCCAAGAAAGAGGAGGACAAGAAGCCUCACAUCAAGAAGCCACUGAAUGCUUUCAUGCUCUAUAUGAAAGAGAUGAGAGCCAAAGUAGUGGCUGAAUGCACUCUUAAAGAGAGCGCCGCCAUCAACCAAAUCCUAGGAAGACGGUGGCACUCUCUAUCGAGAGAAGAGCAAGCCAAAUACUAUGAACUGGCGAGGAAAGAGAGGCAACUCCACUCGCAGCUCUAUCCAGGGUGGUCAGCACGAGACAACUAUGGAAAGCGGAAAAAGAGGAAGAGAGAUAAUAAUAAGGCAGACUCAACACCAGAGGACUUCUCAAUUAGAAACAAGAAGCAAUGUGUGCAGUACCUGCCCUCAGAAAAGAUGUGUGACAGCCCUGCGUCAUCCCAUGGCAGCAUGCUGGAUUCUCCAGCUACUCCCUCUGCAGCCCUGGCCUCCCCAGCUGCUCCUGCUGCCACUCACUCAGAGCAGGCUCAGCCUCUGUCCCUCACCACCAAACCCGAGGGACGCAUGCACCACCAUUUCCCUGUACCUGGGAAGGCUCCCGUAUCCACUUCUUCCUCCUCCUCUUCCUCCUCCCAGCCAACCAUCACCAUCCCAACUGGUACUUCAAGCAGUCAGUCCACCACACCCAUUCUCACUCGGCCAAUUCCCUUCACCUCGCUUCAUCCCUCCAUGCUCUCACCCCCCUCCCCUUUCCAUCAGGCAGCCCUUCACUCCCAUCACGCCCUAUUCCAGUCACAGCCCCUCUCUCUGGUUACCAAAUCAACUGACUAAAUUUGCAAAAGCAUUUUAACCCCAUUUAAUGUGCUGUAUAUUGCUUUUCUCUAAGAUAGGUUUUAGAACAACUUUUUUCUAAGUAAUGAAAAGGAAGAAAUAUUAUUGGUCAAUAUUUGAUCGCCUCCUUUCCUACAUCUCUCAAUGAAACAAAAUGUAUUUUUUGUAAAGUUUACUGCCAAACUGGUUUCUCUUUUUUUUUUUUGAUGCAUUUAUCCAAUGACUCUUGUAUAAAAGAUCCAAUGUACAUAAAGUUUCUUUAUAAAAAACAAAAAUGAAUAAAAACACCUUCUCUUUUUAGCCAAAACUUGAUUAAUGUUAGUAUUAAGUUCAAGUCAUAGUACUGGCCAAUAAUUGCAGUCCCCUUUUCAGUUCUGAAGCGUGUGCCCUUCUUUGACAUGUUGAAUAAACAUUUGAAAUUGU